Solanum tuberosum (potato) is the source of this 558-nucleotide messenger RNA. RefSeq lists its product as uncharacterized. The coding region runs from base 114 to 533 and encodes 139 amino acids. The transcript is spliced from 2 exons. Gene Ontology annotation, molecular function: zinc ion binding. Lineage: Eukaryota; Viridiplantae; Streptophyta; Magnoliopsida; Solanales; Solanaceae. The record is from RefSeq and is a predicted model, not a curated record.
GUUGUUAAUGUUCAUUUCUACUUCAAAUGUUGAAUUUAGGGUUUGUAAUCUGCUCUAAUUUCUUAUUUAGGUCUCUAAUUUGAAUUUUUGAAUUUUCUCGAAAUUCAUCAAAAAUGGCAAAGGAAAACUUGAAUAAGCUUUGUAUGGAUGAAUCAGACCCAAUGCUCAACGCUGUAGUGAGAUGCAAACACGGAAUUUUGCUGAAUUUGCAAACUUCUUGGUCGAAAUUAAAUCCGGGAAGAAGAUUUUGGUCUUGCCCAUGCUAUGGUUCUAAAAAUUGCAAAUUUUUUCGAUGGAGGGACAAAGAAGAAGUGGAUCCAAGAUCAAGUUUUAUCCUUCCAAGAUUGGUGAACAAAAUCAAUGAGUUGGAGCAAGAAUUAUGUAUUAGACAGGUUCAUAUUGACAACUUGAUGAACUCUAAUUUGUUAUUGGAGAGGAGACUCAAUAGAAGGUUGAAAUGGUGUAGGUUCAACAAGAAGAUACUUUUGUGUAUUUUGAUUUGUGUUGUUGCUAUGUUCAUCAGCAACCAGUAGUUCAAGUGCUGCAUAUUUGGAUUUC